This is a messenger RNA of Entrophospora candida, 645 nucleotides long. Lineage: Eukaryota; Fungi; Glomeromycota; Glomeromycetes; Entrophosporales; Entrophosporaceae. The record is from the annotation of a GenBank genome assembly.
AUGCUUUUGGAUGAAGAUACUCCACUUUUUAAAUUCUGGAAGGAUAUUCAGAAUGUUGAAAUUUACAAAAAAAUAAUUUCUCUAACAGAAGGUGUUUACUUGUUGGGUAAAAUGGAACAAGGAUCAAAUAUUUUUGUUCGUCAAUGUUAUAUUGAUCUCUCCAUGAUAAUUUUUGACAGUGAUAAAUUGGAAAAAUUUUGCAUUACAGGAACUCCAGGAAUUGGAAAGACAUUUUUUGAAACAUAUAUGAAUCUGUUUCAUAAUGAAUUAAAUAAAUCAGAUGUUUGGUAUUUUGUUGAUGGACACCAUCCAAGGAACUUAUGGACUUGGGAUGAAAUAUCUGCAUGUAUCUCCAAAAAUAUUUAUGAUGAUUCAGCAGGGAGUCUAAAUAUUACUUCCAAAGUUUUAUAUCACAAAGUUGAUUAUAAAAAAGCCAAAAAAUUGUUUGGAAUGUGGGGAGGUAUUCCACAAGUUGUUUUGCAAAAAGCAAGCACAGAAGCAAUAAAUUUAAUAAAUCAAGAAAUGGAAGGUGCAAUCAGAAUUUGUGAUCUUGAUAUGAUAGUGGUUGAUCCUAAACUUGAUGUUAACAAUAAGGUUGUGCAUAUUUACACUAAUGUUCCUGAUGAACAACCAGAUGUUGUAUAA